CUGACAGUUGACAAAUUGACAAGAGAAUUUUUGAUAAAAUCAUAAAUAUACGGAACGAAAUAGACAAAUCGCAUAAUAAUGAGAUAAGAAUAUCAAAACUAUGUUUAAUAUAGAAUUUAGCUUUUGAAAUAAACUUAUAAGAACAGCUGAACUUUAAACCUGGUGUGUUUAUAUUACAAAGUACAGUGUCAUACUCCCUUAUCAAAUAAUUUAAGACUUUCAAAUAUAACUUAAAACAUAUUCACUUCUGAUUUACUAAAAUGCUUUUUCUUUAUAAAUCAAAGAACUGUGAUGUCGCUGCUUUUGUCAAAUUUUAUAGAACUUUUACUAGUAAACCAAGAAACGUUAGGGACAUUAAUUACCAAUAUUUACAAAGAAGCAAAGUGCCAACAAUGCACUUUCAGAAGUCCUUACCUCGUUUGCCUAUUCCUGAGUUAUUAAAAACUGGUGACCGCUACCUCAAAGCAUUAAGACCACUUUUAUCCAAUGAACAAUAUACAGAAGCUGAACAAAGAACAUUGGACUUUAUAUCUAAAGAUGGAAAGGUAUUGCAAGAAAAAUUAAUAUUAAAAGAUAAAGCUUAUAAGCAUACAAGUUAUAUUUCGGAAUACUGGUUUGACCUAUAUUUAAGAGACCGUGUACCUCUUCCCAUUAAUUACAAUCCAUUAAUAGUAUUCCAGUAUGAUACUAAACCAGGGUACAAUGACCAAUUAAUAAGAGCAACUAAUUUGUUAACUAGUGCUGUAAGGUUUAUGAACUCUUUGAGAGAAAAUAUUUUAGAACCUGAAGUAUUUCAUCUUCAACCGAAGAAAAGUGAUACACCUUUAUUUCGAAAAGUAACUGGCUUUUUACCAGAAGCUUUAUCAUGGUAUGGCGCAUAUUUAUUUAAGGCUUUUCCAUUAGAUAUGAGUCAAUUUGAUGGAUUAUUUGGAGCAACUCGCAUACCAUUGUUAGGGAAAGACAGAAUCUACAGAGAUCCUAAAAGUAAACAUGUUUUGGUUCAAAGGAAUGGCAAUUCUUAUGUCUUUGAUGUAUUGGAUGCAGACGGAAAUUUGUUGUUACCUUCUGAACUCCAUGCAAAUAUAUCAAAGAUCUUGAAUGAUAAUACAGAGAAAGCACAGCAUCCUUUGGGAGUACUGACAUGUCAAAAUCGUAAUGAAUGGGCUGAACAGAGGAAAUAUCUAGAAGAGACAGGCAACAAGGAGGUGUUGCAGAAAAUAGACUCUGCUAUUUUUAAUCUGAUAUUAGAUGAUGUAAACAUAAGUGAUGAUAAGCAUAAGUUAUUGAAACAUUUCUUACAUGCGGAUGGCACAAACAGAUGGUUUGAUAAAUCAUUUAGUCUUAUUGUGACUCAAGAUGGAUGUUCCGGAGUUAAUUUCGAACAUUCGUGGGGUGACGGCGUUGCUGUGCUCAGAUUCUUCCAAGAACUUUACGGAGAAACAACAACAAAACCUUUCAUACAUCCGGAUAGUAAACCAGUAAACAGUAACAUUACUGUAAGCAGAUUAGACUUCAAACUUGACGAUAAAUCUAUAAAAUUCAUAGAAAAGGCGAAAAGAGAAUACAAAGAAUGGUGCGAUUCCUUAAGCAUAGACUAUAUACUCUAUGAAGGUUUAAAUAAAGAAGCAUGUAAAAAGUUUAAAGUAAGCCCUGACUGCAUUAUGCAGCUGGGAUUCCAGGCUGCUUACCAUCUUUUGCGAGGUCAGUACGCGGGCACGUACGAGUCGUGCAGCACGUCUGCAUUCAAGCACGGCAGGACUGAAACUAUGCGCCCUUGCACAGAACAUACCAAGUUAUUCUGUGACUCGUUACAUUUGAACAAGAGCUCCAAGGAUGAGUUGCGUGGUAUGAUGCAGCAAUGCUCGUCGUACCACACGCAGCUGGUGAAGGAGGCCGCCAUGGGACACGGCUUCGAUCGACAUCUCUUCGCACUCAUGAAAUUAGCAGAAGAGAAUAAUUUACCGAAACCAAAAAUAUAUGAUUCCUACGAAUAUCAAUAUCUUAAUAAAUCUAUCCUAAGUACGAGCACUCUGUCGGCUCCAAGUGUGAUGGCCGGCGGGUUCGGACCCGUCGCUAAGGAAGGUUUUGGAAUUGGAUAUUCCGCAUUCCCGGACAAGCUGGGAGCAGCUGUGACAAGCUACAAGGCACACAAUGAUAGCUCUCAGUUCAUCGAAGCUCUGCAUAAAUCAUUUAUAGAUAUAACAAAAGUACUUUCAAGUUAAAUGUAUAAAAUAUAAGACCAUAAAAUUAUUUUUUCCCAAUGAGGCUUAAAACUGCCAACCCUUCCAAGUGCACUUAUAAAUUAUAAGAAAUAUAUUUGUAUAAUCUAUUAUUUUUAAAAUUAUUUAAAACAUCAAUGCA
Messenger RNA from Papilio polytes (common Mormon), 2361 nucleotides. RefSeq names its product carnitine O-palmitoyltransferase 2, mitochondrial (gene CPT2). The record is from RefSeq and is a predicted model, not a curated record. Gene Ontology annotation, molecular function: carnitine O-palmitoyltransferase activity. Gene Ontology annotation, cellular component: mitochondrion. NCBI's taxonomy places the organism in Eukaryota, Metazoa, Arthropoda, Insecta, Lepidoptera, Papilionidae. The coding region runs from base 261 to 2222 and encodes 653 amino acids. Gene Ontology annotation, biological process: fatty acid beta-oxidation. The transcript is spliced from 9 exons.